This is a messenger RNA of Paecilomyces variotii, 2628 nucleotides long. RefSeq names its product fungal-specific transcription factor domain-containing protein. The coding region runs from base 111 to 2318 and encodes 735 amino acids. Gene Ontology annotation, biological process: positive regulation of transcription from RNA polymerase II promoter by galactose; DNA-templated transcription. Gene Ontology annotation, cellular component: nucleus. NCBI's taxonomy places the organism in Eukaryota, Fungi, Ascomycota, Eurotiomycetes, Eurotiales, Thermoascaceae. The transcript has 6 exons. The record is from RefSeq and is a predicted model, not a curated record. Gene Ontology annotation, molecular function: zinc ion binding; RNA polymerase II cis-regulatory region sequence-specific DNA binding; DNA-binding transcription factor activity, RNA polymerase II-specific.
CUGGGAAUGUUUCUCUGUGCCGCAUCGCAAACCGGCAGUGUGACGAACAUCACUAUUUCCAUGUGUAACAUCGUGCAAUACCUGUGGAACUGCAGCCCUGGAUUCCAAUCAUGAAGCGACAGAGAGUCGAAUUGGCCUGUGAGAAAUGUCGUCUGCUGAAAGCGAAGUGCGAUGGUCAGCAACCUAUCUGCGGUCGUUGCUCCGGGUAUGGCUUCACAUGUAGGUGGGCAGACAGAAAGCGUACAGCCACCAAGGAUACUCGAAAAUAUGCCCAAGACAGCGAUAUUCCGCACUCUGAGUCUAGCAUAUCAGAUAACAGAGCUACCCCAACAACGCAGAACCAUGUUGCAGCCUAUCUGCAGGCCAUCAAGAACUAUGAAGUCCUUAUACAGAGUAUGCGACCAAGGCUGGAUGGUGCACUACGUGCCGCGCUCGAUAUGACUCUCACUAAUAUCCGUCGCCAUAUUCCCGAUGAGAUUGUCUCUGGGGAUGCAAGCCAGAGUCCAGAUACCCAAGGUGCUAGUGGCAAAAAGGAUGUUGAAUCACCUAGUUAUGUUGGCAGAGCGAGCGACAUACAUUUCUUUAACACUGUAAGAGACUGUAUGCGCGAACAUGAAUCAGCCACGACAGGCGAGGAACGCGACAAUCAAAGCUAUGAGCAGGUUGACAUGUCCGACGAUACGGCAGCAUUUGGGCGACCUCUACAGCUUCCUUCUCAGGAGGAAGCAGAUCGUUAUAUCGAUAUCUAUUUCUCUACCAUCCACGUUGCCUAUCCAUUUCUUUACAAGGCAGCCGUAUUGCGCCAAUACCGUCGACUGUGGAACGGUGAAUUAGACGGGAAACGCGACCGCUCGUGGCUCGCGCUAAUAAAUUUCAUAUUCGCAAUUGGCUCUUACUAUAUGUCUUUUCCUCGCGAGGAGACCAGAGAUCUCCAGAUGCACUUUCAGUACUUCAACCAGGGCACAUACUUUUCCGGCCAGUUCGGAGCUAUGUGCAAUCUUACGAACGUCUGGGCUCUUCUUGUCCAAUGCUUUUUCCUCCUCGCAGUUUCUCAGACUGAUAGAUGUUGGAACAUACUUGGAUUCGCUAUUCGCAUGGGGCAGAGCAUCGGCCUGCAUGUAGAACCUUCUUCCACUUUACGACAGUCGAAAUUCCCGCCCGUAGUAGAAAGAGAACUGCGGCGACGAGCAUGGUACUCAAUGUAUGUGCUGGACCGUCUUCUGGCUUUGCAGCUAGGACGUCCCAUGGCUAUCCAUGAAUCAGACUUUCACGUCAUAUUACCAUCCCGCUCAGAAAAACUUGCUUUCGAGCCGGAUGAAGAGAAGAGCCUCUCCGGGGACAACAGUGAGAUAUUGAAGGUCUCCACGAUGGACUAUUUUCUUCAGGUGAUUCGCUUUUCCCACAUUGUCGGAUUAGUCAUUCGAGAGCUCUAUCAGCCAUCACAGAUAGACCCAUCACCAGAUAAUAUGCUUCUUAGUGCUUCAGCACUCGAUACGUCGAUCACUGAAUGGAAGUCAAAUUUGCCGCGGCACCUGCGGUUCGAUCUUGGGCAUACAUUUCAAAAGUCGGUUACGUUGAAACGGCAGCGAAAUAUGCUUGCAGUGAAGUUUCAUCACCUGCGGGCACUCAUACACCGAACGUUUUUAUGCCUUCCCCUGCUACAACGGAACAACAAGCCAUUUAUGGAUCUACUUCAGCAAGACAGUGCUCGGAUAAAGCGAGCAGAGAAGAUCUGUAUAUCCGAGGCUCAACAAACCGCACGCCUGCUGCACAAUGUCAGCGACGAGGGGAGCCUCGUACAUGAUUUUCCAUGGUGGCAGAUGAUUCCCUGUCUUAUCUGUGCAAGCUCGAUAUUGUUUAUCGCAGAAUCUUUCUCAGAAAACGACUGCGCAGACUGUGACGCCCACGGGACGUUGCGCGAGGAUGCUGAGAUAUGCCUUACAGUCUUUGAAGCAUUGAGCUCUAACUCCGAUGCUGCAAAGAAAGCAAUGAAAAUGCUACAGGGCCUCACGCGGCUGGGUUCGUUAUUGGGAAAUAUUCCCAAUACCAAACUGCAACUUUUAGCACCAGAAGAUGUUCAACAACCUGUUCCCUUUUGCUCGACGAGCUUAGUCGACAACAUUCCACUCGUACCAGGCGACAGUCUGACAGCAACCUCGAAUAAUUGGCAAUGGCCAAGCGAAAUCUCGAACACUAUGGAAUGGUCAGCUCAAUUCUUUGACCCUGCCGCAUAUGGCCUGGCACAAUGCGAUGGCGGAGAUUUUCAAGUACACGAUAUGACACUUGCAGAUUCGGGAGCCGCCACCCAGUCGGGAUAGGACGUCAGGUCUCUGAUUAGAACAUCACAGUAUGUAUUAUUCUUUCUACGCGAACAAGUUUUUUCUACCCCGAAAGACAGGGUGACGGGCUAAAAACGGAAACCACGGACUGUGUCCCUCCGUUGUUGUCUAAUCAGCCACAGUAAUCAGUUCCGAGAAUUCCGCCGCUGCCGUGUUUUCCGGUUUAACUAGUGUUGCUGUGGGUUAUAAAUACAAUAAUAGUUAUCUUAAUACUAUUAUACUAUUAUAACCAGUAAAUAUUUAAUAUAAUUUAUAGUGUUUGCAAUUAUAUUAACUACUAUUUAAUAAA